Otolemur garnettii (small-eared galago) is the source of this 1147-nucleotide messenger RNA. It is a transcript of the gene GNPDA1, whose product is annotated as glucosamine-6-phosphate deaminase 1. Gene Ontology annotation, molecular function: glucosamine-6-phosphate deaminase activity; identical protein binding. The transcript has 7 exons. Gene Ontology annotation, cellular component: cytoplasm. NCBI's taxonomy places the organism in Eukaryota, Metazoa, Chordata, Mammalia, Primates, Galagidae. Bases 64 to 933 code for a protein of 289 amino acids. Gene Ontology annotation, biological process: carbohydrate metabolic process; N-acetylneuraminate catabolic process; N-acetylglucosamine catabolic process. The record is from RefSeq and is a predicted model, not a curated record.
CCCGCGCGGGCCCGGGCCACCACCUCCGGAGGUGCGGCAGCCGCGGGAGGCGUCCGCGACAAGAUGAAGCUCAUCAUCUUGGACCACUAUUCUCAGGCUAGCGAGUGGGCGGCCAAGUACAUCAGGAACCGCAUCAUCCAAUUUAACCCAGGGCCAGACAAGUACUUCACCCUGGGGCUCCCUACUGGGAGCACCCCACUUGGCUGCUAUAAGAAGCUGAUUGAGUACUAUAAGAAUGGCGAUCUGUCUUUUAAGUAUGUGAAGACCUUCAACAUGGAUGAGUAUGUGGGCCUUCCUCGAGAUCACCCAGAGAGUUACCACUCCUUCAUGUGGAACAACUUCUUCAAGCAUAUUGACAUCCACCCAGAAAACACCCACAUUCUGGAUGGGAAUGCAGCUGACCUACAGGCUGAAUGUGAUGCCUUUGAAGAGAAGAUCAAGGCUGCCGGUGGGAUCGAGCUAUUUGUUGGAGGGAUUGGCCCCGAUGGACACAUAGCCUUCAAUGAGCCAGGCUCUAGCCUAGUGUCCAGGACCCGUGUAAAGACACUGGCCAUGGACACCAUCCUGGCAAAUGCCAGGUUCUUUGAUGGAGAGCUGGCCAACGUGCCCACCAUGGCCCUGACAGUGGGUGUGGGCACUGUCAUGGAUGCUAGAGAGGUGAUGAUCCUCAUCACAGGUGCUCACAAGGCGUUUGCUCUGUACAAGGCCAUCGAGGAGGGAGUGAACCACAUGUGGACUGUGUCUGCCUUCCAGCAGCAUCCCUGUACUGUGUUUGUGUGUGAUGAAGAUGCCACCUUGGAGCUGAAAGUGAAGACUGUCAAGUAUUUCAAAGGCUUAAUGCUUGUUCAUAACAAGUUGGUGGACCCCCUGUACAGUAUCAAAGAGAAAGAAAUUGAGAAGAGCCAGUCUUCUAAGAAACCAUACAGCGAUUAGCCUGUGCCAGGACCUAGAAUCAAGUACCUCAUGGGGACAGUGGAGUCUUUCUGGAAAUUGUCUUUAGGAGAACGGAAUUGUAUUUCUUUAAUCUAAUACGGUUACUUCAGAUAAGUGGAUGAAACUCUUGUUCUUGACUUUGAGGAUAGGAGCCUAGUCAUGAAGUUUAGCUAUAGGGGAAUGAUUAUUUGUAACUUAAUCAGAAACAUUUUUU